This is a messenger RNA of Electrophorus electricus (electric eel), 4374 nucleotides long. RefSeq names its product kelch-like family member 24b (gene klhl24b). The record is from RefSeq and is a predicted model, not a curated record. Lineage: Eukaryota; Metazoa; Chordata; Actinopteri; Gymnotiformes; Gymnotidae. Gene Ontology annotation, molecular function: protein binding.
GCGAUAGGGUGGUGAUAUGGACCGCUGUGCUUAUUGUUUUAGAGUUCUUUGUGGAGCUUUUCUAGGACAGAAAUGACAGCCAAGGGAUAGUCUUGGAUUAGAGAGAGUCAGCGAUCAAGGAGCAAAAGAGAGGGCCAGUGUUCCAGCAAGACUCUGUUUUUCACAAGUACACAUUUAAACUACAAAUAGUGCGAAGUUGUACGAAGUAGUACGAACUUGUGAUUUAUAAAGCAGAACCAUCUGUUUCUGAGUAGGGCCCUAGGCCUGACACAUUCUGGCAGCCAUGGUACUGAUCCUGGGUAGGCGUAUGAACCGGGAGGACUCAGCAGUGCGCGAGUCGCCGGCGGUCAAGCGUAAGGUCCUGGAGAUGGACACCAAGGCGUUGAACAGCCAUGAUGUCUUCGACUUCUCCUCGGGUCCGUGCCAUGCGGAGAGUGUCCUGCAGAUGUUCAAUGAGUUCCGCGAUGCACGCCUCUUCACGGACGUGGUGAUCAGCGUGGAGGGCCGCGAGUUCCCGUGCCACCGCGCUGUGCUGUCCGCCUGCAGUAGCUACUUCCGCGCCAUGUUCUGCAAUGACCACCGCGAGAGCCAUGAGAUGCUCGUGGAGAUCAACGGUAUCCGCGCCGAGGCCAUGGACGCCUUCCUGCACUAUGUCUACACGGGCCGCGUGCGCAUCACCACCGACAACGUGCAGUACCUGUUCGAGACGUCCAGCCUGUUCCAGAUCACCACGCUGCGUGACGCUUGUGCCAAGUUCCUGGAGGACCAGCUGGACCCAUGCAACUGCCUGGGCAUCCACCGGUUUGCCGAUGCCCAUUCGCUCAAGCAGCUGGCCAGCCGGUGCCGGGCGUACGCCCUGCAGAGCUUCGGCGAUGUGGCCCUGCACGAGGAGUUCCUGGACCUGCGUGUCGAUGAGCUGGAGGAGUACAUCGCCAGCGACGACCUGGCCGUUGGUAAGGAGGAGACGGUGUUCGAGGCAGUCAUGCGCUGGGUGUACCACGAUGUGGAGCACCGGCGCCCCAUGCUCCGCCAGCUACUACUCCACGUGCGCCUGCCGCUGCUGCACCCCAACUACUUUGUGCAGACGGUGGAGGGUGACCAAAUUAUCCAGAAUGCACCCGAAUGCUACCAGCUGCUACACGAGGCGCGCCGCUACCACGUGCUCGGCAACGAGAUGAUGUCUCCCAGAACCCGGCCACGCAGGUCCACGGGCUUCUCGGAGGUCAUCGUGGUGGUUGGAGGCUGUGAAAGAGUGGGGGGCUUCAACCUGCCCUACACAGAGUGCUAUGACCCUGUGACUGGAGAGUGGAAAUCAUUGGCCAAACUGCCCGAGUUCACCAAGUCCGAGUACGCUGUGUGCGCCCUGCGGAAUGACAUUCUUGUGUCAGGGGGUCGCAUCAACAGCAGGGACGUGUGGAUGUACAACUCUCAGCUCAACAUCUGGAUCCGCGUGGCCUCCCUCAACAAGGGCCGCUGGAGGCACAAAAUGGCUGUGCUGCUUGGCAAGGUGUACGCUGUGGGUGGCUUUGAUGGCCAGUCUCGCCUAAGCAGCGUGGAGUGCUACGACUCCUUCUCCAACCGCUGGACAGAGGUGGCACCCAUGAAGGAGGCAGUAAGCUCACCCGCAGUGGCUGGCUGUGUCAACAAACUCUUCGUCAUCGGCGGAGGCCCUGACGACAACACCUGCUCCGAUAAGGUCCAGUGCUAUGACCCAGAGUCAGACUCCUGGUUGCUAAGGGCCAACAUCCCCAUUGCGAAACGCUGCAUUACAGCUGUCUCCUUUAAUAAUCUCAUCUAUGUGUCUGGGGGCCUCACCAAAUCCAUCUACUGCUACGACCCUGCAGAGGAUUACUGGAUACACGUGGUCCACACCUUCAGUAAACAGGAGAGCUGUGGUAUGUCCGUGUGUAAUGGGAAGAUCUUUAUCCUGGGAGGGCGUGGCGAGAACGGGGAGGCAUCGGACAACAUUCUGUGUUAUGAUCCAGCCACCGGCAUCAUCACGGGCGUCGCCGCUAUGCCCCGCCCCAUCUCCUACCACGGCUGUGUCACUAUUCACCGCUACAAUGAAAAGUUCUACUGAUGACCCCAAAACACACAUACACGCACAUGCGCGCGCGCGCACACACACACACACACACACACACACACACACACACACAAACACACCGUGCUGCAGGGAUGAGAUAAGCUGAGCCGAUGGUAGCACCUGCAUGUCCCCACAACCUCUCCAACCACAGGCUGGGGGUUCAGGCAGUCCUGCUAGUCAAACCCAUUACUGCACAGGGUCCAGCCCCUUACAUGCGUUCAUACAGCAUCCUCGUGGAUGCAGCUUAUAGCUCACUGAUGAAAUCACUGCAUGCAAAAAACAUCCUCCGAGAGGGAUGCGUUUACCAGUGAGGUUAGCAUCUCUGUAUGCCUCUGCAUUCACUUAGUCUGGUAGGCCUCCUAGUUUUCUAAGCCUUGUGACCCUGAACGCCUCCCUUGCCUUUCAGGCAAAUGCCUCGUUUUGUUUCUGUUUGCCAUUUUUAUUAUUGUUGUUGUUGUUGUUAUUACUACUACUACUACAUUAUUAUCUUUGUUUUGUCAUUUAUUGCUAUUUUAUUACAGUGUAUGGUGAUCAUGUGGUUAAUUGGGAACGGUGGAUGAUUGGGGGUAAAUGGUGGAUGAGCGGGGCGGAGAGAGCCAGAGCUUUUGAUAGUGAUAUCGGACCCCUGCAAUCUGUUUGUGUGCGUGUGUGUGUGUUUGUGUUGGCAGAGAGGGUAAGACAUGUACUAACACGCAUGCAUCGACUUGCAAGGAAUGCCAUUUGCAGAGGUCUGUGGUUGAGUUUUAUUAGUGUGUGUUUUCACUACUCUUGUGUUCAUACAUGUUUAGCAAAAGUGAUUGGUGAUCAGUAGCAUUAAGUACCAUGUGUGGAUUCCUUGACAUGUACUCAACACUGUGCUCAUUGAGUUAACAGAAAGCCAUUUACAGGAUAGCAAACCCAGUUCUGUAGAGUGGAUGUGAAUAGGACCCCAUGGAUUUUCAUGUGUCAUAUUCUGUGGAGGUCACUCAGAAUACCUCACAGCUGAGAGUAACUGUCAUUUGAGCCUAUUAACAAUCUAUUGAACAUAUUUGCCCAAAUUUAACAAAUAAAUAAUAAUAAUUAGUAGCAGUAUUUUUAUUUAUUCAUAGUGAGCAGACAGGCUCCAUAUUCCUGUGAGUUAACAUGCUGGUCAGAUCAAAUUGUAAUGUUAGGACCACAUCUAUGAGCGUGUUGGUAUUGUUUGUUUUUAUUUGUUGUUUUUUAAGUUAUUUAUGUUUGGUGAAGGUUUGUGAACCUCAACAAGGCACUUUUUAGCCCUUUUUUAAAAAUGCUUUUUCCCUUCCUUACACACAUGCUCUAUUGUAAAUAUGGCCUGGGGCUUUCUUCCUUCACUGUAUCAGAAUGAGCCCACGCCAGACUUGCGGCUGAGUCGAGGGCCUGUCGGACCUGUCUGGCAGCGCAGACCGCUGCCCUCACUUCACACACUCCCCUUCAACCCGUUUAUGGCGUGUGUAGUGCAGGACACAGAAAAAGGAUGUAGCAGAGAGAGAGAGAGAGAGAGAGUGAGUGAGUGAGAGUGCACCUGCCUGCCUCAUUAAACAUAUGGGAUGAUGUACUCACCCCUAAAGUUUUCUCUGUCCCCACUCCGUCACCCAAGGUGAGCAGGGGACAGUCUAAUAAAAUAUAACAGUAUUUGAAUCAGAUGGUUAAAACCUGCUGUUCCAAAGGAACUGAGAUGCCUUAUGUGCAGAGAUCAGACACUAAUGUGACCUUCACUAUUCCACUUCUGUAGUGAUUCAGACUUUGUUUUGUUUUUCUUAGUGUCAUGGUGUUUUGGUGUGUGGCAUUUCGAGUGUGUCUUUCAGUGUGUUUUUUUUUAAAGAAGUUAGCUUAUGAUAAUGAUUAUUGUAAUGACGACAGACUGGUUUCACAGCUAGAGCUAUGCAAGUAAUAGCCCUUGGGAUGCAGAAUCUACUGUGCAUGUGAGGAAUUGCGUAAGUUGUACCUCACAGUCAUUGUUUCGUUUCAGAAUUGCAGACUUGUCAAGACAGGAAAACUGCCUCUCACUUGUCCUCACAAUGGCCUUUGUGGCAAAUGGAACAUAGCGAAACCUUUAUGCCACGCAAGUGCACCAUAGAACCAUCCUGUGCACUUGAACAGAAGCCAGACACCUGCCUUCUGUUAUUUCCAGUGCGAUAUGGUAAAUGAGAGAGAGACAGCAGUUUUGUUUAUUCCUCUUUGUAUACAUGUUUUCCCCGACUGAUUGAAAUGUAUGAAAGCUCUGUAUAACCUAUAUGUACUGAACUUGAUGUUGCCUUAAUAAAGCCGUUUUUUAUAUGGCUUUGUAA